This is a messenger RNA of Cotesia congregata, 690 nucleotides long. Lineage: Eukaryota; Metazoa; Arthropoda; Insecta; Hymenoptera; Braconidae. The record is from the annotation of a GenBank genome assembly.
AUGGUUACAAUAAAAAAGCUUCAACGACGUCAUUCAAACUUUCAUAUGGAAUCUGUGUCAAGAAUUUCUAGCUUACCGAUUAUUGAAUCAAGUAUAAAGAUAGCUAAUAAUGUUUAUCACAAAAUCAAGCGUUCUAAUUCCUUAAUAAAUUGGAGUCUUAAUACUGCUGAACAUUCUUUCGUAAUUGCGACUGCAUCAGUUCAACCAGCGAUACAAAUGUUAAAUAAGCCGAUUUUUUCAAUUGAUCGUCUUCUGUGUCAAAGUAUUGACAUUGUUGAAGAACGGAUUCCAAACAUCUGUUUACCACCAGAACUUAUGUACUCGAACACGCGAGAAUUCAUGAAUAAUAAAUUUGUCAAGCCAGUACUGAAACGAGCCGGAAGUGUAAAACAAAUAGGUAGUCAAGCUGCGAACAUAGCUGCUGAUAAAUUGGAUGAUGCUCUAACUGUUGUCGAUGGAUACGUUGAUCGUUAUUUACCAGAGGUUCUUGUGGAUAAUACAAAUGAAAAAAAUAAAAUAGAUGCAAAGCCGAGUGCAAUAACAACGAGUAAAACAGCUCGUACAAUUCAGCAUGGUGCUAGAUUUUCUCGUAAGCUUCAGAAACGACUUACUUAUCGAACUAUAGCCGAAGUCCAAGCACUUAAAAACCAAGGAGUCCAGUGUGUACAUAUAUGCACAAUUUAUGCAUGA